ACGCAAUGGGCUUCCAUUGUGAAUGGGUUUGCUGUCAUAUGUGACAUUUCUGCUGUCAUCUUUGCACGUGUAUGUUUUGUGUGUAUCAAUCGCACAAUUAUCACGUUUUGUUGAAAUUUCUAUCGGUUUUCUGUAGUUUUCGUUGAAUUAAAAAUGUCGAAAAAGAAGCAAAAGCCAAUUUUGUCGGAUAAAAUUGCCGAGUUGAUUGCACCACGGCGUUUAUUGGACCCAGAAGUCGAUUCUGAAGACGAAACAGUGGCCCGUGCUAUUGACUAUGAUAUUGAUGGGGAGUUUGAUACAAACGAGCCAGCGUCAAAUCUCAGUGAUAUUCGGAAGAAAAAUGUGAAAUUGUUGCAAGAUGUCGAUGCAAAAUAUCGUGGCAAAGUGUCUUCACGAAAAGAUUUGGACAUGGAUUCGAGUGAGAUCGACGAGGAAGACGACGACGAUUUCGUUAUAGAAGAAGAAGAAGAAGAAGAAGAAAUCGAAUCAACAGAAAAAUCUGUUGGCGAAUUUUCCAUGCUAUUAACGCCGCGACAACGAAUCAAAGUGGCACAAGAAGCCGGAGAAAAUGAAGAGGAAAAUGGAAUCGAAAGUGCUGACUCAUCCGAAGAUGGAGAUGACUUGAAAGCAUUCACAGCAAAGCUGGGCAACUCAAAAGGCAACUCAAAGUCAGCGACCAUCAAAGCAGACAGUGAUAGCGACGAGGAUUUGGGUGCAAAUGAAAGAGAUGAAUUGGAAAAAUGGGACGAUGAUUAUGAAGGCGAAGAGAUUGAAGAAGAGGAAAGUGAAAAUGAAGUGGCCGAGGGAAGCGAUGAAGACGGCGACGUCAACGAAGAGGGUGAAUUUGAUAGUGAUGAAGAGGCGAGUGACUUUGAUGGUGGCGAUAUUAUUCCACGUAAAUCAGAAGAAUCGGCUGAACCUGAGAAAUCCGAAAAGCAAGAUGUAAGUCGAUUUUUACCAAAACAACGUACCGAAGACCAUUUGAGCAAAGGAUUCUGUGUACAAAAUCAAUUGCAAAUCUGGGAAAAAUUGCUCGAAGUUCGAAUUCACUCACACAAAAUGUUGAUCAAAGCCAAUAGCUUACCGCAACCGACAACAUUCGAAAAAUUGUCCACAAACACAGAGUUUUCCGAAUUGGCCAACGACACGGUGGAUCAAGUGUCAAAGCUGGUAUCGCAAAUGCGAAACCUUCAAUCGCUUCUAUUGAAUCAGUACUCAGAAACGAAACAAAUAGCUGCCAAACGAAAGCCAGUCAAACUCGAUGAUUUGGAUGAUCCAGAGACAAAGCGAAGCCGGCUGGCCAACGAAUUGGAAAAGGAUUAUUCGAAUUUCAAAGAGUAUCAAUAUUCCGUGAUAUCAAAAUGGCAUGAUCGAACCAAAGUGCUCACUCCUGGUAGCGUAAAAACACAGAAACAACAAGGGAACAUCGAUGUACUGCGGAAAAUCGAAGGUGUUUUGGCCAAUCGCGAAGAAUUAAUUAAAAAAACACAACUUCUCAAAGGUGGCUAUGAAUUAUUUGACCAAAGCACUGGCAUUGUUGAAUCAAAACAAAUCGGAGCUGGAGCCGGUGAAGCUGAAAAUGGUGUGGAAAAUGAAAACAAUGAAGAUAAUCACACAUAUUCGACGGAAGUUUAUGAUGACACUGAUUUUUACCAUACCCAAUUACGUGAACUAAUCGAACACAAAACAUCGUCAUCCAGCAAUGCCAAUGAAAUGGCCAAACAAUUCGCCGAAUUGCAGAAGCUACGAAAGAAAAUGAAGAAAACCGUCGACACUCGAGCAUCGAAAGGUCGAAAAAUUCGAUUUGUUGUCCAUAAUAAGUUAGUGAGUUUCAUGGCACCAAACGAAUCGGGCAGUUGGAACGAGGAACAAAAAGACGAACUGUUCAAAUCAUUAUUUGGAGCGCAGUCAUAAUUUCUACAGCAUUUAUUCCCCUUUCAAAUUUUAUUAUUUUAUGUGAAAUUUUUAAAAUGAAACAAUUUUUUAUAAUAAAAAUUGCGAAAUCAAAAUUCUGUAAAUAAACAUAUUUUUGUUUAUAGAGGAGAAAAUAGCCAACUCCUGAAAUAAAUGCCAUCAUUUAGAGUUUUAAAGAAUUGAAACAGAAAUUAGGCAUUUUUAACACUUAUGCUUUGCUUGUGUCAAAUUGAUACAACAUCACACUUAUGUGAAUGCAAAUCUUGUAUUGGAAUAAAAACAUUCAUUCGAAUUUACAGCAUGA
This is a messenger RNA of Sitodiplosis mosellana (orange wheat blossom midge), 2218 nucleotides long. It is a transcript of the gene Aatf, whose product is annotated as protein Aatf. Lineage: Eukaryota; Metazoa; Arthropoda; Insecta; Diptera; Cecidomyiidae. Gene Ontology annotation, biological process: regulation of transcription by RNA polymerase II. The record is from RefSeq and is a predicted model, not a curated record. The transcript is spliced from 2 exons. Gene Ontology annotation, cellular component: nucleolus; nucleus. The coding region runs from base 154 to 1914 and encodes 586 amino acids.